Molecule: messenger RNA, 920 nt
Organism: Trichoplusia ni (cabbage looper)
Lineage: Eukaryota; Metazoa; Arthropoda; Insecta; Lepidoptera; Noctuidae
Product: dynein regulatory complex protein 9-like
Exons: 7
Coding region: 1-849 (282 amino acids)
Biological process (GO): cilium organization
Cellular component (GO): cytoplasm; motile cilium
Molecular function (GO): protein binding
Source: RefSeq, a predicted model, not a curated record
AUGAUUAAUGUUCAGGGCAGCUUGGAGCUGCGACUGGCAGACUGGCAACCAGAGAGCAAGAUAGAACAGCUACAAUAUGAAAAGCUAGCGGCAGACCGGGAAAUGGUAAACAACGUGAUAAGACGUACCCUUAUUGAAGUGGCCGAGAGCGGGGCGUGGAGCGCCGUUAAGAAAGGCGUGGAGCAACUCGGACAACAGGACUGUGACGUGGCGUCUCUACGUCUUACCAAUAAACAACUCAGAGCAUCUCGAGAUGCUAUUGUUAACGAGCUCGAUGCCAAGAGAAACCUCUGGGUUACUGAGCUAAGGAACGCUGAUGAGAAAAUAGCUGCUCUACGUGAUAAAACCUCUGAUGAUCUUCUGAACGCAAACACGCGGCUGUGUUACGCGGAAAAGUGGUUGUUCGCACGUUUCGAAGCGCUGGAGUUGCGGCUCAAUGUGCCGCGUGCGCCUGCGCCGCGCUUCGACCACGAGCAGCGCGUCCACGAAGAGCUGCUCAAAGCUUUUGAACUGCAAAUACAAGAACGUGAGAAGGCCUUAGAGUAUUGGCGCCAGCGUUACGACGUCGAUAUAGCAGAAAUAAGCAAGAGGGGGCAUAAGAAAUGCGAAGAGAUGAAGACGGCAAGCGCCAAACGAAUGGAACUUCAGAAAUUGUUUGACCUACAUGCGGGUGAAAUUCGUGGUUGGUUGACAUUCAAACGGGAGCGUGCAGCUCGUCUCGCUCGUGAACAAAAGUUGAGAGCCUCUGCUACGAACAUCCAGGCGUGGUGGCGCGGCAUCAUGGUGCGCAAAGCUCUCGGACAGUUCCGGUAUCUGAGGCAUACUAAGGGGAAAGGCAAAAAGAAAUAAGGGACAAAUUGCUAUUGUAUCCUUUGUCUCCCGCUUGCUAUGGAGGGAAGUGCAACAUUUUUUCUUAUUCC